GUCCGUCAGUUCCAGCCCAGACAACCCAGCGAUCGCACAGAUAGAAUCUAUCAAACUCACAGAAGAAUUCUCGCAAUGAAGACUCUGAUUGUUCUCGCUCUUCUGGUGGCCGCCGUUUCGGCCCUACCGCAAUUUGGAUUCGGACGACCAGGAUUUGGUGGCGGAUUCGGCGGCGGACCCUACGGCGGUGGCUUUGGCGGUGGUCCAUAUGGCGGCGGCUUUGGCGGUGGUCCUUAUGGCGGCGGUUUCGGAGGUGGUCCAUACGGCGGGGGAUUCGGUAAUCCCUAUGGCGGCGGAUUCGGCGGUGGCAGGCGUCAUGGCGGUGGACGCGGUGGUGGCGGUGGUGCUGCCUCUGCCUCCGCAUCUUCGUCAGCCUCUGCAGCUGGUGGUGGUGGCGGAGCGGCCUCCUCAUCCGCCUCUUCAUCCGCCUCCGCAAGCGGUGGUGGUUUCUACGGAUAAGCUGCCAGAGAGCGGAUUAUCUAGAAGUUAAGUUAUUGUUAAUGUUAAAAAAGUCUGAAAUAAAAAAAUUUUAAAACCC
Molecule: messenger RNA, 538 nt
Organism: Drosophila melanogaster (fruit fly)
Lineage: Eukaryota; Metazoa; Arthropoda; Insecta; Diptera; Drosophilidae
Exons: 1
Coding region: 76-459 (127 amino acids)
Source: RefSeq, marked reviewed